AUGUCGUCAGACGCAGACGAGGAUGGCGCAGACGAAGCCGGCUUCCCCUUGCUGGCGCGGAUCCGCUUGCCUGAUCCAGGCUCAGUCUUGCAAGCUGCGUCUGCCAGCUCGAGCGAGCCAAAGAGCUUCCUGUCAGCUCUCAGCAAUGCCCAAUCUCGAUCAGCCAAGCAGAGCUCGAGCAAUGUCGGCAAAGGAAGCUACAGACUCUCCAGAAACUCGUGCUGCCCGACAAUGGACGUCAUCGCGUUGAUGUGCGCAUCCGAGGAACAAGACAGAUCACUCGAAGUCGUGUCUCUCUACCGCGGCUCAGGGAAGGUCUGGGACUGGCAUGAUCCCGAGCUCCCAUCAGAGAGGAUACACACAGAUCUUGUCUGGUCGCCCGACGGCAGAACGCUCGCCUACGUGGUCACGACGCGCCAGAGUGUCAAGGUGCAGCUACUCAGCGUACACGAUGCCGCCAUACAGAGCAUAACCACCAUCGAGAACACAGGAGAGAUCCCUAGCGAGCAGACUGCGCUGCCCAUAUGGUUCAGCCUGAGUAAGUCGAGCAAUAUCAAGCGCGGUCUGGCGUGGUCAACUUUUGAGGAAUCACUGUACCGCCUCCCUGUGCCCGCUUGCCAUACCGACAACGUCAAGGAACCUGUAUCGUUUGCGCCGCUGGUCUCUCAGGAGCAAUCUCGUUUCUUCAAGCCAGCCGAGCGCGAUGUGUCCAUCCUAGCUCUUCCUCACGCAGAUGCGAUCACAGCUACCUUACUGCUCGAUGGCCGCCACAGCCUCGGCAAUGUUGCUUUGAGAGCGGGUCCAUCCUCUGUCACAUCAAGAUGUGUUGAAUACCUCCCCACGCCCAAUGAGCUGGUCACCAUAGCCUCGACUGGCUCAAUCUCCCGCAUCUUGCUCGAUCUGCCCUACGAUGGCAUCCUACCUCUCAUGCGCACCUGCGAAGACGUGCAAGAAUGGCUGCGGACGGCCAAAUCGGCCAUACAGCCUGCAGUGGAUCGAUGGAGGGAGCAUACCCAGCUCGGAUAUGAGUGGCUGACGCAGCUCAAUGGACGCAUCGCUAGCGAGUCGCAGAGCGACACAUCUGCGGAGCAAUACUCUGCGUGUACACAGAUCUACACGCUGCUCGCCACUGGCAAGUGCACGCCGGCAGUCACCGAAUAUCUCGGCACGAAGCUUACCGAGCGUCUUCUGGACAAGUGGGAGCACAAGGCCAAGGACGCCAUCGCAAGCACGCUACUGGCGAGUCGGCAGAUCGUUGCGCCACUGAUGGAGCGAGUCAUCAUGAGGGUAGACCACGCAUUGGCGUGCUCUGUUAGUGGGAGACAUUGGACCCAAUUUCAGCUACACCAAGAAGAGCUCGAGAGGUGCAGGAAUAUGGCUCUGUUUUGCUUUACCGCUGCAUACCGCGUGCACAAACUGAGUCUUAUCGAGCAACGGCGCACCUUACAUUUUUUCAGCUUUCUGAGAUUUGAGAUGCAGAUGCUCGCGCAGGAUGCUACCGAGACAGAAGCCUCCGUAUCGGCAAAUCAUGACGCCCUUGAGGCGUCGCGCUUCAUCCGAUCGACGCUGUCUACCGUCAGCAAGCAAUCAGACGAGACCAGCGGGUCAGCUCACGAUCACGAGCUCGCGCGAUACUUGAACGACGAUGUCAAGGCAGGGGAGGAGGAAGAGCUCAGCCAAUACAUCGACCCAUCAAACACUAAAGCGCGCGCGUCCGCAGAGCUCGAGCGAAUGCGGCAAGCAUACCGCGGUCUGCUUACAUCGCGGACAAUAUCCGCACCAAUGCAAGCAAAAGCAUUGCCAAUCUAUCCGCUUGCAAUUGCUCUCGACUCUCUUGAGGCGUCACUCGUCGCUUGUCUGAAGCGCGGAAUGCAGCAAUCAACAAGCAGCUUGAGAGUUGUCUCAGCGGCCACAUCAUCCGCGCGUGCAGUCCGUCUUCAAGACCAGCAUGUGACGGCCUCGUCGGAUCUCGUCAUUGCCACUGCAUCGGAUAAGGUCGUUGAGGUCGUGUGCUACGAUGGCCUUGGCAUGCUCACAACUUCAGAUGCCAAGUCGAUCAACUUCGAUGCGCCACUGCAGUCGAUCCUCGCGCUUCGCAUCUUCGAUGCUAGCGACCUUAUCAUGUUGAGUGAGACGAUGACCGAUGGCAAGCUGCGACACAUGCUCAGUAUGCUCUCGUAUGAUAACGAUGGCAGAGCACCUCGUCACCAAUCGCUCGAUUCGAUGCCAGAGGAUAUCGCACUCAACGGUCGAGCAGGUCGAAAAGUCGCUGGCUUACUUUGCGAGCGCGGUCGAUCGCUUGAGCUUCUCGAUCUCAGCUUUGACGAUGAAGUCGAGGAAGACGAUGAUCUGAUCAUGUCUGACAACCAUGACUGA
Messenger RNA from Mixia osmundae IAM 14324, 2376 nucleotides. RefSeq lists its product as uncharacterized. The transcript has 9 exons. Lineage: Eukaryota; Fungi; Basidiomycota; Mixiomycetes; Mixiales; Mixiaceae. The record is from RefSeq and is a predicted model, not a curated record. Bases 1 to 2376 code for a protein of 791 amino acids.